This is a messenger RNA of Diceros bicornis minor, 2176 nucleotides long. RefSeq names its product zona pellucida glycoprotein 2 (gene ZP2). The record is from RefSeq and is a predicted model, not a curated record. Lineage: Eukaryota; Metazoa; Chordata; Mammalia; Perissodactyla; Rhinocerotidae. Gene Ontology annotation, molecular function: acrosin binding; structural constituent of egg coat. The coding region runs from base 1 to 2154 and encodes 717 amino acids. The transcript is spliced from 18 exons. Gene Ontology annotation, biological process: prevention of polyspermy; binding of sperm to zona pellucida. Gene Ontology annotation, cellular component: egg coat.
AUGGCGCGCAGGCGGAGAGGAGAUUGUGGGAGUCCCUCAAGCUGGUUCAGUGCAGACUGGAGCACCUACAGGUCACUUUCUCUAUUCUUCACCCUUGUGACUUCGGUGAACUCAGUAGGUGUUAUUCAUCUAUUGAAUCCUGACUUCACAGGUACUGUCACUUGCUAUGAAAAUAGAAUGAUAGUGGAGUUUCCAAGCCAUCUUGGCCUCAAGAAAUGGCAUGCAUCUGUGGUGGAUCACUUUGGUCUUGAAAUGCUGAACUGCACUUAUGUCCUGGAUCCAGAAAAGCUCACCCUGAGGGCCCCAUAUAAGACUUGUACCAGGAGAGUGCUUGGCCGGCACCAGAUGACCAUCAGACUUGUGGACAACAGUGCUACUUUAAAACAUGAGGAUGUCUUAUAUCAGGUCAGCUGUCCAGUUAUGCAAGCAGAAGAAACCCAUGAGCAUUCAGGAUCCACAAUCUGCAUGAAGGAUUUCAUGUCUUUUACCUUUCAGAUUUUUCCUGGCAUGGCUGACGAAAGUUUGAAACCUGAACCUCAGAUGGGAUGGAUCAUUGAGGCUGGUGAUGGUGCAAGUGCCCAGACUCUGACCCUUCGGGAGGCCAUGACACAAGGAUAUAAUCUUCUGAUUGAUAGCAGCAAGAUAGUCAUCCAAGUGUCAUUCAAUGCCACUGGAGUGACUCACUACAGGCAAGGUAACAGUCAUCUCUACACGGUGCCUCUGAAGCUUAUGUAUGUGUCUCCUGGGCAGAAGAUCAUCUUAUCCUCACAAGUGAUUUGUAUGUCAGGUCCUGUGACUUGUAAUGCCACACACAUGACUCUCACCAUACCAGAGUUUCCUGGGAAGUUAAAAUCCGUGAGCUUUGAAAAUAAGAACAUUGCUGUGAGCCAGUUGCACAACAAUGGGAUUGAUAUGGAAGCAACAAAUGGCUUGAGAUUGUACUUCAGCAAAACUCUUCUCAAAACAAAAUUCUCUGAAAAAUGCCUACCCUAUCAAUUCUACUUAUCUUCACUCAAGCUGACCUUUUACUUCCAACUGGAGACAGUAUCCAUGGUGGUUUACCCUGAGUGUCUCUGUGAGUCAACAGUUUCUAUAGUUACAGGUGAGCUGUGUACUCAAGAUGGGUUUAUGGACAUUGAGGUCUACAGCCAUCAAACAAACCCAGCUCUCAACUUGGAUACCCUUAGGGUCGGGAACUCAUCCUGCCAGCCUAUCUUCAAAGCUCCAUCUCAGGGGCUAGUACGGUUUCACAUACCCCUGAAUGGAUGUGGAACAAGACAUAAGUUUGAGGAUGACACGUUCAUCUAUGAAAAUGAAAUACAUGCUCUCUGGGCAGAUCUUCCUCCAAGCACAAUUUCCAGAGACAGUGAAUUCAGAAUGACAGUGAAGUGCCGUUAUGGCAGGGAUGAUAUGCUAAUAAAUACCAAUGUCGAAAGUCUUCCUCCUCCAGUGGCCUCAGUGAAGCCAGGUCCACUUGCCUUGAUCCUGCAAACCUACCCAGAUAAAUCCUACCUGCAACCUUAUGGGGACAGGGAGUACCCUGUGAUGAGAUACCUCCGCCAACCGAUUUACCUGGAAGUGAGAAUCCUAAACAGGACUGACCCCAACAUCAAGUUGGUCUUAGAUGACUGCUGGGCAACGCCCACCAUGGACCCAGCCUCUCUCCCCCAGUGGAAUAUUGUUGUGGAUGGCUGUGAAUACAACCUGGACAACUACAGAACCACCUUCCAUCCGGUUGGUUCCUCCGUGACCUAUCCGAAUCACUAUCAGAGGUUUGAUGUGAAGACCUUUGCCUUCCUGUCAGAAGCCCAAGUGCUCUCUAGCCUGGUCUUCUUCCACUGUAGAGCCUUAAUCUGCAAUCUACUGUCUCCUGACUCCCCUCUGUGUUCUGCAACUUGCCCUGUGUCACACAGAAGCAGGCGAGACACAGGGGCCACCAAGGAAGAGAAAACUAUAGUAAGUCUCCCAGGACCCAUCCUUCUAUUGUCAGAUGGCUCUUCAUUCAGAGGUGUUGUGGACACUAAAGGGCACCGGACUGUUGGAUAUGUUGCUUUAAAAACUAUGGUUGCUGUGGUUGCCUUAGCAGGUGUUGUGGCAACUCUAGGCCUCAUCAGUUACCUGCACAAGAAAAGAACCAUGAUGUUAAAUCACUAAGUGGAUUUUCAAAUAAAGCUGU